Molecule: messenger RNA, 2304 nt
Organism: Puccinia triticina
Lineage: Eukaryota; Fungi; Basidiomycota; Pucciniomycetes; Pucciniales; Pucciniaceae
Exons: 9
Coding region: 1-2304 (767 amino acids)
Biological process (GO): glucan catabolic process
Cellular component (GO): extracellular region; cell surface
Molecular function (GO): beta-glucosidase activity
Source: RefSeq, a predicted model, not a curated record
AUGGCAGAGAACAUUCCUUUGACUACUCAGGCAGGAUCACCAGCGCGGGACCCUUACAAUGUCAUUUUUGAGACUUCAGAUCCACCACCCCAGCCACGAUUCCUGGGGGCAGCCCUAAGGGACUAUAGGCCCGUCAGUGGACACAGUGUCUACACCACUUCCAGUUCACCGAAUAGGAACAGCGGAGUUAUCGAUGACUCAUACGAGGCUGAUGUUACUGCUCCGUUCAUGCCCGGGGAAGAUUCGACCAACGCUGAGAUGGCACCCACUGCCUCUCAAUCCGGGAAUACUCUUUUAACGGAUAUCUCGUCCAAGGAGUACGACCCCAAUGGUCUAGCUAAUUCAACAAACACCGAUGAAGCCUUUCCCAAGAAACGCCGGAACCGGGCUAUCGGUUGCAUUGCCAUCGCCAUCGCCAUAACCAUCUUGCUUGCAAUCAUUAUCGGCAGCGUUUUAGGUAGCCGAUCGCACAAAAGAAAUCUAGCGGAGGGCAUGCAAAGUUCUGCUGCAACUGGUGCCAAAUCUGGCGGAUCAACGGGCAAAAAUAGUAAACUAUGGGGAGUAGGCGGUGAUACUAUUAAAACUGAGGAUGGACAUAGCUUCCUUUACAACAAUACACUCGGUGGUACUUGGGUUUCUAUUCCUUUUAACGAUACAGCAAAACCGCAAGGGGACCAGCCUACUCUGGAACAAAAGUGGGACUAUUCUGCCAAUCGAAUUCUCGGCGUCAACCUCGGUGGUUGGCUAGUCUUGGAGCCUUUUAUCGUCCCAUCUCUAUUUGAACCUUACGCGAAUUCGGCGACACCAGUUGUCGAUGAAUGGACUCUCUGCCAAGCACUUGGUACGAAGGCCGCAUCGACCAUUGAAAACCAUUACAAGACCUUUAUCACCGAGCAAGACUUUGCGGAUAUAGCUUCGGCUGGUUUGAAUUGGGUCAGAUUGCCAGUAGGUUGGUGGAUGAUUGAGACGUGGGGAAAUGAACCUUUCGUCGCAGGAGUCUCGUUCAAGUACUUUCUCAAGGCCAUCACGUGGGCUCGGAAGUAUGGUCUCCGAAUCAACCUCGAUUUACACGCCGUCCCAGGAUCUCAGAAUGGGUGGAAUCAUUCCGGAAAACUGGGUACUAUCGGCUUCUUACGUGGCGCCAUGGGGGUUGCUAAUGCCCAAAGAGCGUUCAAUUAUGUCCGCACUCUCACACAGUUUAUUAGCCAGUCCCAAUAUCAGCACGUCGUUCCGAUGUUUUCAGUCUUGAAUGAAGCGCAAACUGGUAUCAUUGGUACCAAUGCGAUGAGAACUUGGUACUAUCAAGUGUAUCAGAUGUUGCGCACGAUUGGAGGUACUGGUGAAGGUCAUGGUCCAUUUAUGGUCGUUCACGAUGGUUUCUCAGGUGGUCCUGGAUGGAAUGGAUUCUUACAAGGCGCCGAUCGUCUCGGCCUUGACACACAUUCUUACUUCUGUUUUGGGGCUCAAAACACUGAUAGCGUGCCUGUCAGCUCCGCAAAACCUUGCCAACAAUGGGCGAGUCUGGCAAAUGCAACAAUGGCUGGAUUUGGAUUGAGCAUCACUGGAGAGUUCUCUCUGGCGAUCAAUGAUUGUGGCCUAUAUGUCAACAAUGUUGGUUCCGGAACCCGGUAUGAGGGAACUUAUCCGACUGCCGCUAAUCCAGAUGGCCAAUAUAAGCGUAUAGGGAGUUGCGACCAAUGGCUCGAUGACCGCCUAUGGACUCCCGAGAUGAAAAAUGCUUUUGCUGACCUGGCGCAGACACAACAAGAUGUGAUGAGGAAUUCGUUCUUUUGGACUUGGAAGAUCGGCAAUUCGACCACUCAAGACAAUGUGCCUAAUCCGAUGUGGAAUUACCAAGGCGGUUUGCAAAAGGGAUACAUUAGAUCUGAUGCACGUGUCAGUAACGGUCGCUGCACAGCUGUUGUAUCGGGCCUAGGUGGCACAUAUGCCCCAAAGAUCAUUGCAGGCGACUUGGAUUCAUGGCAAGUAGGUGGGGCAGGUGCGGGGCAAAUCCUAGCGAGUGAGGUUCAGAAAUACGGCCAAUUCCCUCCAGACGCGAUCUCGGGUGGUCCGGGAGGGGCGAAUUACCCCACAGCGGCAUUGCCAAGAUAUGUCGCUGCCGGUACUCCUGUCACCCUCGUCCCGGCACCCAUCGCCACUGGCGCCAAUCACAUCUCUGCUGGAACAGGCUGGGCUGAUCCUCAAGACACCGCGAAAUGGUGGAUCGCCCAACCUGGUUGCCAAUACCUCGAUCCCUGGGGAGGUGUCGCCGCACCUGUACCAACACCCAUCUGCGGGAUAUAG